UUGAGCCAGUUUGGCCACACGGUGGGUCUCACUGACGUCACCCCUCCAUAUAAAGCCCCGCACUCGGCUGUUGUUUUUCAGACAGCACUGCGGUAUCUUCACAGGACGUGGAGGGUUUCAGCCACCCAAAUCUUUUCAAAUGGGCCCCGUCGCCUAGCGUUUCCUCCCCAAAGCCUCCGACUGAGUUGCGCAGGGUGCUAUAACAACAUCAGCACGCAGAGAAAGAAGGUUACCAUCUAAGGACCGGUUUAGACGUCUGGAGCAUGGCAGCAAUCCCAGCCAGCGGUUCUCUUGUAGCCACCCAUGACUACUACCGAAGGCGCCUGGGCUCUACCUCAAGUAGCAGCUCAUGUGGCAGUUCAGAGUACAGCGGGGAGGUUAUUCCACAUCACCCAGGCCUGCCCAAGCAGGACUCUGGUCACUGGUGGUCGAGUUUCUUCUUUGGGAAGCACAACCAGCCAGGCAUGGGCACCCUGACUGAAGAGGCACAGCAGAAGUCAGGGGUGAUGAGUGUCGGUGACGGGCAGGUUAUGUGCAUUGCCCGGGAUAUGGUGAUGAAGAGGCAGGCCAGCGAGAGCAGCGAUGCUGGGAAGUCGGAGGCGGGGAGCUCCCCCCCUUCUUGAGUCCAGCUUAGGGGACCAACGCUAGGGGACGGAAAUGGCUCUGUUUUUUUUAUUUUUCCAUCUGUAGAAUAGGCUGCUUUUAGCAUUUGUUCCUUUUGUAUCCACCAUUUUAUAUGUUUGACCUGAAAUAAAAUUUAAAGUGAAGGUUUUUUUGUACAUUUUUACACAUCUGUAACACUGUGGUUGAUUUUUAAAAAUGUUUUUGUUACUUAUCUCCACUGUCACCCUGUGUUCACAGAAACAAUAAAAGUCUUAAGCAGCCAAA
Molecule: messenger RNA, 888 nt
Organism: Colossoma macropomum (tambaqui)
Lineage: Eukaryota; Metazoa; Chordata; Actinopteri; Characiformes; Serrasalmidae
Gene: ppdpfb
Product: pancreatic progenitor cell differentiation and proliferation factor b
Exons: 5
Coding region: 264-623 (119 amino acids)
Biological process (GO): multicellular organism development; cell differentiation
Source: RefSeq, a predicted model, not a curated record